AUGGCUAUGCACACUCAGGCAUUAGAAAAUUGGAAGGAGCACCAACCUGUCUUUGAACUAGGAGGUGGUGUCUUUGAUGAAGUGGUGCUAGAUGAGACUGGCCAUUAUCAAAAUGGGAGUGGUCAAGAGUUCAUCUUCUCAGCAAGAGACAGUUGCAACAGUAGCAUAAGUGAAUAUUUAGUUGAUAAAUUUGAAAGCCUGCAUUACCAUGCAUCCACAUCUUUGAGGAAGACUGCCGAGACUGCUGCAGAUCUGCUGGCUUCUUGGAGCAAAACUAUCAAAGACAAUGCAGCUAUUUCUUUGAUUAUUUCUGCAAUGCAAGAUAUUUUAGAUUUUAAUAGAGACAAUAACAUGAAUGAUGACAGGUGUGAUGAUGGGUGUGAUAAAGAUCUUGAUAGAUAUAUACAGAGUGCUGCUAUAGACAAAUGCUGCCAAUGGGCACCUUAUGGAACAAAAACUGUGAGGGACUUUUCAUAG
Phanerochaete carnosa HHB-10118-sp is the source of this 477-nucleotide messenger RNA. RefSeq lists its product as uncharacterized. The transcript is spliced from 3 exons. Lineage: Eukaryota; Fungi; Basidiomycota; Agaricomycetes; Polyporales; Phanerochaetaceae. The record is from RefSeq and is a predicted model, not a curated record. The coding region runs from base 1 to 477 and encodes 158 amino acids.